Molecule: messenger RNA, 3261 nt
Organism: Erythranthe guttata (spotted monkey flower)
Lineage: Eukaryota; Viridiplantae; Streptophyta; Magnoliopsida; Lamiales; Phrymaceae
Product: serine/threonine-protein kinase CTR1
Biological process (GO): protein phosphorylation
Molecular function (GO): protein serine/threonine kinase activity; ATP binding
Source: RefSeq, a predicted model, not a curated record
UAAAAGGUAAAAUUAGGUUCGUUUGGGUUCAAUUGGGCGAAGGGGAGCGUUACUAAAAGAUAUCGUUGUCGAAGUAAAAAGAAUAUUAAGAUUGCUCCGUUUAACAAGAGCAGUGGGUCCCACUUUCCGACAAUCGCGUAGAGGGAAGGAAAAGGGGGGAACUUUUGCGCAGACUGAAUCUGGAAGAAGAAAGAAGAAACUGAAAUAUCUCUAAAACCUCGAGUGAUGGCGGUGCUUCGGGUUGUAUGAUUUCACGAUUUUUUUUUUUUUUUUUUUUAUCAAUUUGGCGGAGUAAUUUCAAAUGGAAAUUCCUGGUAGACGAUCGAAUUACAGUUUGUUGAGCCAAACUCCGGACGAGCCACUGUAUCAUCAGCCGCCGCCGCCGCCGCCUCAACAGUCGAAAUACUCCGCUGCAACCGGCGGAGCAGUUGCGCAACAGCCUUACUACUACGAACCCCUAUCCGCGGAGAAGAAUAAGUUGAAGUCGGAAAGGGCGGCGGCCUUCGAUUGGGACGCGAUUGAUCAGAGAAUGAUGCAGGCGCAGCCGCAGCAGAGCCGGAUCGGAACGGCGGCGUUUCCGAGCUCGUUCGGGUUGCAGAGGCAGUCAAGUGGGAGCAGCUUCGGUGAGAGCUCGAUCUCCGGAGAUUAUUACAUACCUUCGCUGUCGAACCCGGAGGUAGGUCUUAGUCAUUUAAGUGACGGCGGCGGCGAAUUGAGGGUUAAGGCGGCGGAAACGUCUGGUAGAGGCGGCGGAAGCUCGUCUUCUUCUAAAAGCUGGGCACAGCAAACGGAGGAGAGUUACCAGUUGCAGUUGGCUUUGGCUCUUCGUCUUUCCUCAGAAGCUACGUCUGCUGAUGACCCUAAUUUUUUGUAUCCAGUGCCGGAUGAAUCUUCAUCCCUUGCUUCUUCUGCUGCCUCUGCACAGGCCAUUUCUCAUCGAUUCUGGGUAAAUGGCUGCUUAUCAUACUACGACAAAAUUCCUGACGGGUUUUACUCCAUUCAUGGGAUGGAUCCAUAUAUAUGGGCUGUGUGCUCUGACCUUCAGGAAACUGGUCGAAUUCCAUCCCUUGAAUCAUUAAAGACCGUUGAUCCUGCCACUCUGUCUUCAGUUGAAGUGAUUUCCAUAGAUCGACGAAAUGACCCCAACUUGAGAGAGCUGCAAAAUUGGAUACAUACUGUGUCAUCCAGUAGCAUCACCACCAAGGAAGUUGUUGACCAGCUCGCAAAGCUAGUUUGCAAUAAUAUGGGGCGCGCAGCUUCUAGUGGGGAAGAUGACUUAAUUGCCAUCUGGAAAGAAUGCAGUGAAGACUUAAAAGAUAGCUUGGGCUCUGUUGUGCUCCCUAUUGGCAGUCUGUCUGUUGGACUAUGCAGACACCGUGUGUUGCUAUUUAAAGUUUUAGCCGACUUUAUUGGCUUACCAUGUCGAAUUGCCAAAGGAUGUAAAUAUUGUACUCGAGAAGAUGCUUCCUCUUGUCUUGUUCGGUUUGAGCUUGACAGGGAAUUUCUUAUCGAUCUGGUUGAGAAACCAGGAUGUUUAUCUGAACCUGAUUCUUUGCCGAAUGGCCCGUCUACAAUCUCAAUUUCUUCUCCAUUGCGUUUUCCACGAUUCAAGCAGAUGGAGCCUGCAAUUGACUUCAGGCUGUUGGCAAAACAGUAUUUCAUGGAUUUUCAAUCACUUAACAUCACAUUUGAUGAAUCUUUAGCAGCUGGAACUGUUGAUGGAGAUACGGAUGAGUCCAUGUUUCCUAAACAAGCGGACAUGACUUAUGAAGAUAGAACUAGCUACCCUCCCGGAUCAGGCAAUCGAGAAGAAGUUUCCAGUAUACCACCUUUACCCACAAAUUCCUGGAUUAAUGUUGAUGGUAAAGAAUUACUGCUUCAAAAAUUAUCUAAUCACCUGAGUGUUGUGAACUCCACAGAUAUGGUCAAAGGCUCAGUACCUUUAAAGCUUCUUCCUCCAAUGGGGCAUAAAGCUGUUCAGCCACUUGUUGUGCAGUCUGAUCCAAGAGGAAAUACAACUAAAGAUAUGAGGUUUGGUGAAGGAGGUUUAUUAGGCCCAUCUAAAUCAAGUGGAGAACUGGCCUUUGAUGUUGAAGAUCUCAACAUUCCUUGGAGUGAUCUAGUUCUGAAAGAGAGAAUUGGGGCAGGUUCUUUUGGCACAGUUCAUCGUGCUGAAUGGAAUGGCAGUGAUGUUGCCGUGAAGAUUCUUAUGGAACAAGAUUUUCAUGCAGAACGAUGCAAGGAAUUUUUACGAGAGGUGGCAAUCAUGAAAAGAUUGCGGCAUCCGAAUAUUGUGCUUUUGAUGGGUGCUGUGACGCAGCCGCCAAACUUGUCCAUAGUAACAGAAUAUUUAUCAAGGGGUAGUCUGUAUAGACUUUUGCAUAAGCAGGGAGAAGUCUUGGAUGAGAGGCGUCGAUUGAGCAUGGCUUAUGAUGUGGCAAAAGGGAUGAAUUAUCUUCAUAGACGCAAUCCUCCAAUUGUCCAUAGAGACUUGAAGUCUCCUAAUCUUUUAGUUGACCGGAAGUAUACCGUGAAGGUCUGUGAUUUUGGCCUUUCCCGUUUAAAAGCAAACACGUUUCUUUCAUCCAAGUCUGCUGCUGGAACUCCUGAAUGGAUGGCACCUGAAGUCCUCCGUGAUGAACCAUCAAAUGAAAAAUCAGAUGUUUACAGUUUUGGUGUGAUUUUGUGGGAGCUGGCGACCUUGCAGCAACCGUGGUUUAACUUGAAUCCCGCUCAGGUUGUAGCUGCUGUUGGUUUUAAAGGAAAAAGGCUCGACAUUCCAAACGACAUGAAUCCUCAAGUUGCAGCUAUAAUUAUAGCCUGCUGGGCAAACGAGCCCUGGAAACGACCCGAAACGACCCUCGUUUUCCAGUAUCAUGGAAUCUUUGAGACCGCUGAUUAAAUCACCCUCAGCAGCUCAAUCGAGUCGUGCUGAAAUACAUUCUCUGACGUGACAAACACUUUUGGCAAUCGCUGAAGCUCAUUUUUUUUGUCUGAUGACAUUAAGUUCUAAUGCUCCAGUUUCUGGCAGGAAGGCCUUUCAGAUUAAGGUGUUCCUGUGUGCGCAACCGAUGUUGUUCAAGAAGCUACUGUCAUUCUUAAGGGAUGGUUAGAAUUUGCUAAGCCAAUUGUUUAGCCCAUGUAAAAUCAAUUGAUGCCACAAAAUAAGUGUAUUCAUGUAAUAAUCAGUUAAUACAUUCUGUAUUUUAUGUGCAUUGUAGCAAAUGGACUUUGAUUCAUAUAAUCAUUUUUUUAUGUUUA